Messenger RNA from Microcebus murinus (gray mouse lemur), 3107 nucleotides. The record is from RefSeq and is a predicted model, not a curated record. NCBI's taxonomy places the organism in Eukaryota, Metazoa, Chordata, Mammalia, Primates, Cheirogaleidae.
AGGCGGGCGGGCGGUUGCCAGUGGCUCGGCGGCUGGGCGCCCAGUCGCGUAGGUGACGCACACGGUCCUUCCCCAGGGACGGUCCGGAGCCCGCCCAGGCAGUCGAGCCCUCUCCAGACCCCGGCGUCCUGCAGGCUGGGGCGGCGAUGGUGCGGGUCGAGGGCUGGCGGUGGAGCUGACCAGGGGCCGCAGGGGCUGAGAAGAGCUUGCCCGCGCCGGCCAAGCAGGAAGGAAGCCUUUCCCGGCCCUCCUCCUUCGGGCUCCGGGUUCCCGCCCGCCUCUGUCCAUCCGCCAGGGUCACGCCUGUCUCGGGAGUCCCCGAGCUCUGUGCCCCGCAGGCCCUGGCCCCCCUCGGCGGGAAUGUUCAAAAAUGAGUAUCAGGGAGGUGCAUUUGUUGAAAUCUUCAGUGCUCAGGGAAAAAAUCCUGGAGCAAAAUGGAAGAUCGUUGGCAGUCCAUCUGUGAUUUGGAAAGAGUUUGAUAAAGAAGUUAAAAGUUUUGUGUUUGUUCUGGAAGGCAGCAGCCAAACAAACAAAAUUCAGUUACCAAAGGAGAAUAAGCAAAUCCUUGGACUGAUCCAGAGGUUUCUUGUACUUCAGAUUUAUGUACCCCUGGGACAAGACUUCUCCACUGAAUUACUAACCCGGAUUGAACAAACAGCCCCUAUCUGGGACAUGCUGUUCAUGAGAAUUACUGAUUUAGGAAACAUCAAAAGAAGAUUGUAUUUAUCAACGGUCCAUAAGGAACUAUCCUCAACCCCUCUUCAUGCAAAAAUCCCGCUCUUCAUGAUCAAACGCAAAAUUUGGUGCAAUCUAUGCAUUGACUUGGUAGCAUUCACCAGUGAAAUAUUCAAGGGGGCAGUUUUCCAGUCAUUGGAUGGAAUUGUUGUCUCGGCUAACUGUAAGCUACGGAAGAUCUUCACCUUAAAAUCAAAGCCUCAAGACACUGCUGAUAAAGAUGCUGUACGUGGAGUUCCCUUUCCAACAGAUGAACCUGUAGACAUUAUUCCCAGAAGCUGUCAACUAACAACAGAUGUUCCACAUGUCACGCAACUGCUAAACAUGACUAAACUCCGCCAAACAGAAAUAAAAUUUGGAGGUCAUACUCUAAGUUCAGCAGAAUCAGAUCAGUUCAUUAACAGAGGAACGGGUAGUGUGCGGAACAGUAAAAAUCAAGAUGUUUGUCAUAUUGCCUUUGGAUCCAAAGUUCUUGGACCACCUCCACUCUCUGGCAGAAGAAAUAACAUGAGGAUAUCCAGUGAGACAGUUAGACCCAUUGGGUCCAGAAACAACCGGUCGUUCCAGCAGUCCACAGUACAGAAGUGUGUUAACAGUGCAGGAAUGUCAGCCUUGCUGAUGUCUGACUUUGAGAAGCAAGGAAAUAAAGAAAAUCGUCACCAAGUAAAGCAGACAGUACCUAUUCAUGCCAAUCUACAUAUUAUGUGUCCACAUCCUCCUGACGAACCAUCAACAGAUAAGAAUAAUAACAGAAGAAGAUUACGGCUAAAAAGCACCAGCAGAGAAAGGAGAGAGACACCUAGCGGGAGUUCUUCAAGAAAUAAUAGCAGUGAAGAUAAAGCCACAACUGUCCUCACUCCUGUGUCCCGACAAGGAACAGAGAUGUUCUACCCCAGCACCCUAGGACCCCAGUCUCCUGAUCAAGCAGAUGAGUGGAUAUUUCCUGAAAAUGAUGAUCACGUUCCCCAUCUGGUGUCUAGAAGGCAGUCUUUACUUCUGGAUGAUGACUUCUGCAACACUUCACACCUGUGGCUAGAAGCCAGCAAGGAAAGUGAACAGGAUCAACAGGCAGAGGAAACCCAGAUCAUUCCAAAGGACAUUUUCACGUUUUCAUCAAGACCACGAUCAGCACCUCAUGGAAAGACUCAGAAUAUGUCCCCAGAGGAGCUCCCAUUUAUUUUGGAUAUAAAAGAAAAUAACAGCGUGACAAGGAGUGACACCCAAUCAGAGGAUGAUUUUUAUGGUGGUGACAGCAUCGAAGAGGGUAACCACAGUUUCCAGGGUUCUCCAAGCCCAACAACUGGUCCUUCAGGGUUAACUCGGCUAACAUUAGAGAGCGUGCUGGGAAAGGCAGCAAGCCCGACAAGUGAAGGAUGUCUAAAAAGUGCCUGCAUGGAAGCAGCAGCAGCAGCAGAAAGCCAGAGUUCCUUGGAGAAGCAAAUAGAUAGAAACGACUUCCAAACGAGUUUGUUGCCUACACCAUGCCUUUCUCCCCCUGGAAGAAGGUGUGGAUCCUCUCAGAAAACUCCAGACCCCCUUAUCAAAGCAAAGGACCUACCAGCUCAUCAAGUGCCAGCUUCGCAAAACAAAACCUCCCUAAAAGAAAUCUCAGGGGAAAAGUUGAGACCCAUCCCCGAAGUAUCUGAGUAUGACUGGAGAAACUACCAGCCCAGCCAGAUGAGUGAAUCUGAGUUGCAGAUGCUGGCGAGCCUGCGACGGCAACAGAACGAAGAGCUGGAGGAUGCCGGGGCGUCCCACGGCCUGAGCGCAUCUCAGGUUGACAACUGCAACGUCAGCAUAAGUACCAGCAGUGACGACACAACCACCUGGAACUCUUGCCUGCCACCCCCUGUCAAUCAGGGCCGUCACUAUCAGAAAGAAAUGAAUCCACCCUCUCCUUCUAAUCCCCGGGACUGGUUAAACAUGCUGAGCCCACCAAUUGUUCCCCCCAGUCAACAGCCAGCCGAGCAGCAUCCGGAUUCCCCUGCAAGUUCAAGUGCUCAAGACAGCCUCGGCCUGAGCUGGUUCUCUGGGGAGAGAGAAGCCAAGGAGUGGUUGCCCCUCUGCUGGGGAAAUACAGGCCGUCAGACCAGGAGUGUGAUGAAGACGUUUCAAGAGUUGGGCGGAGACAGGUUCCUCAACCAGCACUAACCAGGAGCAACGCCUGGAAGUGCCGCAGCCCUUUUGCAACUGUGAGGGCAAAAGACACACACCAACGAUGUCAGAGGAAGAAGCUAGAAGUGUGGGCCCUUUGUUCUUCCUUGAGCGGCUGCCCCUGUCCUGGGCUGCAACUUCUAGAACACAUUCCACGCAGGAAGAAUCCGCAGCCCCGAGCAUGCUUGGAUGGACUUCCGUGCACUUGAAGGGGAAAG